Morone saxatilis (striped sea-bass) is the source of this 4101-nucleotide messenger RNA. RefSeq names its product protein FAM13A-like. Lineage: Eukaryota; Metazoa; Chordata; Actinopteri; Moronidae. The transcript is spliced from 21 exons. Gene Ontology annotation, biological process: signal transduction. The coding region runs from base 229 to 3282 and encodes 1017 amino acids. The record is from RefSeq and is a predicted model, not a curated record.
CAAUUUUCCAGGCAGCUAACGUUAACGGUGGAAAAGUGAGCUAAAACCUGCUCCAUUUUUAACAACAGUGUUUUUCUCUUCACGUUGAGAUGUGAGGGCGACGGCGGUUGCUCCUUGUGCGUCGGACUUUCCGAUAAUUUCCGAGAGUGAAGCAUCAUGUCGAGGAGGGAACAAUAAUACGUCUACAGUUUAAAAAUGGAGAGCUGUCCCGGUCCGCUGAGCUGAAAAAUGGGAGCCAGCGCUUCAGUAUCACUCUGUAGCGAUCCGACUUCAGUGAGAAUCCUGAGACCCGGUGCUAAGGUCAGCCCAGAGCCCACUGCUCCCACCCUGGUCUCAGAGGCUGAACAGGGCAACAGGUGUGUGUUUGGUGUUGCCUUGGAAACACUGAGGGAGGACGGGCAGAUGGUCUGUGGAGUACCCCUUGUGCUAAGAGACAUGGUGGAGUUCCUGGAUAAGAACGGAAUUCAGCACAGAGGUCUGUUCCGUCUGUGUGGCUCAGUGGUGCGAACCAGGCAGCUGAGGCAGCGGUGGGACUGUGGAGAGAGGGUGGACCUUGCUCAGUGGGGUGAGCAAGACGUCCCCACUGUGGCCUCGCUCCUCAAGCUCUUCCUUCGGGAGCUUCCCACCCCUAUAGUUCCCGAACCCCAGCGUAGACAGCUGGUUCUGAGCCUCACAGGAUAUGCAGAUGAGGCAGAGAUGAACCAGUCUCUGAGAGAAAACCUUUGCCACCUCCCUGAUGACAACCUCAUUAUUUUCUCUUACCUCAUCCACUUCCUGUCUAGAGUGGCUGCUCACAGCCAAUCAAAUCACAUGCCUGUGGAAAAUCUGGCAACCAUCUUUGGGCCUUGUAUAUUCCAUGUUCCAGCAGGACCCCGGAUGCUGGAGGAGCAGAGUGUGUGUAAUGGCCUGUUGCUCCAUCUUCUCAGGCAUCAGAAGGUUCUCCUUCCAAUCCCCGCCCGGGAAGCAGAGAAUUCCUCGAUCGCCUCCUCCUCACCUCCUCCUCCUACCCUCUCUGCUCUUUCACACUUUGAGGUCCGGCCCAGCAGCCGUCACUCGGAGCAGAGUAGAGUGGAGAGGUUGGAGGGAGAGACCACCUCAGUCUCAUCGACCAGUCCUUUUAACCAAACAAUACGGAUGCAAUCUCAACUCAACAGUCCUGACACACUGGCAAAGGGCUGUGAAACCAUCUCUGACGUCAGUGCUGACAUUCAGAAGCUGAUUCCAGACCAGGAGGCUCCGCAGGAGAGCAGUGAGAGUACAGUGGCUGGCUGUGAGCUCUCCUGCCCCACUGACCCAGGGUCAGAGCAACACACGCACUGGAGCAAACCAUCCCCAAGCAGCCAGGGAAGGCCACCGGAGUUGGAGUGUACCACACAAGGGACCUUUUCACAGUACAAGAUACCACCAUUCACCUAUUCAUUAAAGGAGAAAGAGGAGAAAGAAGUAGACGAAGUAGCAAAUAAAAGGACACCUUCCUCAUCCACCAAAGACGAAUGCUCAGUGGCUUCCACAGAUGCAGGGCUGACAUCUUCUAUUUCAGACUGCUGCGUACCGAAUGAAUCACAGAACAAAACCCAAACACAUACGCAGCACACAGACAGCAUGCUGUGCUGCAUGGAGUACAAGACAGAAGACAGAACCACAGUGUCUGAGAGGAAGGGGAGAAGAGGAGGAAGAUGUAGUGGUUCUCCUGACAGACACAGUGAUUGCAGAGGCAGGGGCAACAGCCAUGACAGCCCUUCCCUCAAGCUUCAAGCCCUGGAGGCUGAAUUGGGAACCUUGCCGCCACCGGUAGACCCACAAGGUCCAGACAACCUACCUGCCCAACAACAGCCUGUUUCUACUGAAGAGCAGAGCCUGUAUUUGACCCACAAACUGCUCCUCCACCCACCACCAUCACCACCAGGUCAGGAUCAGCAGACAGUCGACUCAUCACAGCCUGUACACACCCCAUCCCCUCAUUCAUCAGAGUCCAGUCUGGUCCUCUCCACUGCCGUUCUUUCUGAGGGGAUUUCAGAAAAUGACACCCUGCCGAGUCCACCGGCCCCUCACACCAGCCCACUCCUCUCCCGUUUUACAACAAGCGACUGCCCUGUUCCCUCGCCGCGCUGUCCCAACCUCAGUCACAGCCUGCGCUACAACCUAGACCCUGAUGCAGCCCCUUCUCCACCGUGCUCACAGCACAUACGUGUGGCUCGCAGCAGCGUCCAUACAGAGCCAGACGAGGGCUCUCUGUCCAUCUCGAUGCUCAACAGACAUAUUCACACCCUGAGGAAGAGGAUCAGGCGUUUUGAGGAGUGUUUUGAGCAGGAGAAACACUAUAAGCCAGCCCACAACGACAAGACAGCUCAUCCAGAGGUGGCCAGACUGAUGAAGGAGCUCAUCAAGAGUCGCAAGCAGCUUAAAGAGCUGAAACUGAGACAAUCAGAGGAAGGUGGGCAAACAGGGCAGGGAGGCUUCAACCUAUCAGGUGAAACAUGCUGGACCAACACAGACCAUAGGGAGGCAGCACUAACAGGGACUGAGCUGCAGCAGCUUAACAACAACAGCAACACCAAGCCAAAUGUGGAAGAAACUGUCAACAUUAUAACCAACAGGCUGAAGGAAAGACGACGAGAGCUAGGCCUGCCUGACAGCAUUAAGGAGAUGUCCAAUUUCCAGAUGAAUAUGGAGAAGACCAGCCUGCAGAAGUGUUUGCUCUACUUUGAAAGUCUACACGGACGACCAAGUACCAGGCAGGAGCGAACUCUGAUGAAACCUUUCUACGAUCGGUACCGCCUUCUCAAGCAGCUGCUGCUCUCCUCUGCUGCUGCAGCAGUCAUUACAACCAUUGAGGAAGAGGAGGGCUCUGAUGAAGAGCGUCCCAAACAGCGAAGCCCCAGGCAGCAGCCGCUCUGGCUGAGGUCUCCCAGGUGUGUGUCUUCAGAUGAGUCGCUGCAUCUGCAUCUGCCUUCCCUAGAAAUGUCUGAGACUCCUCUGGUGUCCCCGCUGGAGGAGGUAAAGGGUCUCCAGCCACAGAUCAUCACCAUGGCAACACUACAUGAAGCUUCCAGAUCGGAAUUACUGGAUCACCUUAGGAUGGCACGAUUAGAGAAGCGCAGGCUUCACCAAGCACUCCGAGAGUUUGAGGACCACUUCUAUGCGCAGACCGGCAGGGCUUGUCAGAAGGAGGACCGUGGACCGAUGGCCGAGGAGUACUGCCAGUAUAAGAACCUCAAAGCAAAGCUCCGUCUACUGGAGGCCCUGCUCAGUAAACAACAGGACUCAACCAAGACCAGCUGAGUUAACUCACAGUGGGACUUUUAUCUUAACAAGAUUAGAAAAAUCAGGUUGUGAAGCCAGUGGGUCUGGUCUCGUUUCAUGCCAUGCUCAUGUUGAUGCACUUUACGUGAAGAAAACUGAUGGAAAUUGGUGACAAUCUAAAUUAAAUACUGGGCAACUGCAGAGUUUUCUUAGUCACAAAAACACAUCCCUUAUCAUUCAUGACACAUCUUACUAUAAACCUGAUGUAGCAAGUGUAUGUAGCACUAAUUUAUGUCAAGGAUGAAGAGGUGUAACAACUUGAUGUUAGUUACAUAUUAGUAAUUUUAAGAUCACGUAUGUAUAUUAUGGCACUUUGUUACUUGCUUUUUUUCUGUGCCAAAAUACCAUUUUGGACAGCUUUGUCCAUAGUUAAUGUGGAAACUGCAUUUUUAUUACAAAGUGCUAUCUUGGCAAAAGAAAUGUAAGCUUAAUUGCAAUGAGACAAUACUGUUGUGUUUGUGCAUGUCAGUUUUUUAGUCCUACAUUGUGCUAUGAUAUGCAUUAAGGAUUUCAUAGUUGAUCUAAAUCGUUCAAUUCACAUUCUCACCAUGGAAAAUAUGUGAACGUUGGUGAACGUUGAAAUUGUAGUGCAAGUUAUAUCUGCUGUCAAAUUUGCAUUCAUCCCCCCCAUUUUACCUGUAUGAAGUCAAUUUCCUGUAAAUGCAGUUGUUGACAAUGAUCAGAGCUUUUGACAUUGUGCACUUCUGGUUUAUAUAAUUUUCUAUAUAUAUAUAGAUAUAUAUAUAUGAAUGUAUCAAUAAAAAUAAAUAUUUUUUCACAUUUAUUCUGCUAAACACA